This is a messenger RNA of Daphnia pulex (common water flea), 2690 nucleotides long. Its product is annotated as L-threonine ammonia-lyase-like. Gene Ontology annotation, molecular function: threonine deaminase activity; L-serine ammonia-lyase activity. The coding region runs from base 594 to 2510 and encodes 638 amino acids. Gene Ontology annotation, biological process: L-serine catabolic process; L-threonine catabolic process. The transcript has 9 exons. The record is from RefSeq and is a predicted model, not a curated record. Lineage: Eukaryota; Metazoa; Arthropoda; Branchiopoda; Diplostraca; Daphniidae.
ACGCUCGACUAGACAGCUGAUCGACCAAGGUCAGAGCUUUACUUUUCCUCCUUUUACUGGGUGUUGGACCGAUGACAAGUCCCCACACAAAAGUGAAACCGACUCCUAUACUAGUGUGUGGCUCGUGGCCAAUCUUCUCGAUAAUCGCCUCAUUCCGAAAUAGACUCCACGCUUCUCCUUUUUAAAAAGACGGUGUACAUGUUACCCCGUUUGACGUCUUGUUUGUUUUCCUGUGCAAAAACGGCCCUUUUGUUGUGUAUAGGGCCAGCAUCCAGCAGUACAGAGGCUCUUGAGUCAUCCAGACGGUCGACAUAGCAGUCGACUGAGUCGUAAGUCAAUUUCUGUCGAGUAAGGUUGAUCUGUUUUUAGAAGCCCCAACCAACUAGAAAAACAUCUCAUCACUGUAAAUCAAGAAAAACUAUUCCACCCACGCACAAAAAGGGGGGGAAGAACAAAUUGUUGGGAGCACGCUCAUCCGGUUUUUUCCUAUCGUUCAGUUCAGUGAGACGGGCCACCAGAUCGCCACCAGUCGUCCCAUUAUCAGGUGUUAAACAUUUCUCAAAGUAGUACCGGUAAUUAACUUAUUGUAAAAAAUGAGUGGCCAUCACAUGUCGGGCAAGGAUCGGCGUCAGUAUUUCGUCUCGCACGUGACCACCUCCCACAAAAGUGUCGACUUUGCGGAUUACGAGCCGCCGGCAAUAAUAGAAAGUCAGGUGGAAAAAGAAGAAGAAGAAGGUGGAGUCCAGCCAAGUACGUCAUCACCGCCAGCGAAACCUUGUGAUCUCGACGACUCUGCAAUCAACUGCGAUCCCAUCGGACCCGUGGCUCAGUCGCCGUUUUUCGCGGCUCAGAAGGUCAGCGGAUCGAAAUCGUCUCCUCCGGCGGCCCUCAAAUCCAUCAUCAAAUACCCCCAGCAACAACAACAACAACCGACUCCAUCCGCCCUACCCGCUGAAAUCCAUCCGGAACCAGUGAUUCAACACCAGCAGUCGAUCGAAUUCGAAUUGAUUCAACCGCCAACGGUUACGCAACUCGACUGCGAAGUCAUUUUCACCAGUGAAAGGAUCCAGCCGGAAGAGAAAGUAGCACCAAAAGCCUCCGCCACUGUUACCACCACGGCCAACAUCGACAUGUCGAGUGAAAGCAAAGAAAAUCCAACGAUCGCCAUCAACGCUCAUGGCGCCGACGCUUCGGAUCUGUUCGAUCCUUGGUGCGAUCCCAAGAAUCCCAGGAUCGUCCAGUUCCAGGACAUUAGCGCCGCCGCUUUCAAAAUCAAGUCCGGCAUCAUGAUGACGCCGUGCACCCGCUCCCAUCUGUCCAGCAUGACGGAAACGCAAAUCUUUUUCAAAAAGGAUUUCCUCCAAUACACCGGCAGUUUCAAGGAAAGGGGGGCCCGUUACACUCUGCUGAUGCUGCCCGAAGUCAGUCAGAAACAAGGAGUGUGUACCGCUUCGGCCGGCAAUCACGCCCUGGCUCUAUCCUAUCACGGCCAAGAGCUAGGUAUUCCGGUAACGGUCGUCAUGCCUAUCGUGGCGCCCAUCAUGAAAGUCCAAUCUUGUCGCCAAUUUGGCGCCAACAUCAUCAUUCACGGUCGUGAUAUUGGCGAGUCACGCGAGUUUGCCAUGCGGUUGGCCAAGGAAAAGACCCUGACGUACAUUAAUGGCUAUGACCACCCGCACAUCAUCGCCGGCCAAGGCACCAUGGGACUCGAAAUCGUCGAACAGGUGAAGAACAUUGAUGCUGUGGUCGUACCGGUUGGUGGAGGCGGACUGAUUGCCGGAGUGGCCCUAGCUGUCAAAUCGCUUUACCCUCACAUUCAAGUUAUUGGAGUUGAAUCGGAGCGUUGCGCUAGUUUCAGCAGCGCAUUGAAAAUCGGCCAGCCCAUUUACACGAAAGCCGAAUCGACGCUGGCCGACGGUCUGGCCGUGCCCAGAGUUGGAAUUAAUUCUUUAGCGACGGCGGCUCCUCUGGUCGACAAGUGCGUCGUCGUCAAGGAAGAAUACAUUGCCAUGGCUAUCCUGAGAUUGGUGGAGAUUGAAAAGGCUGUGGUCGAAGGAGCCGGAGCCUGCGGAUUGGCGGCCAUUUUGGCCGGAUUGCUGCCGGAAUUGAAAGGCAAACGAGUCGUCAUUCCCCUGUGCGGUGGCAAUAUCGACACCACCGUUUUGGGUCGCUGUCUGGAGCGCGGUCUGGCCGUCGAUGGCCGUCUGGUCAAAUUUAGCGUCACUGUUUCCGACCGUCCCGGUGGCAUUGCCGAACUCUGCCGAUUGAUGGCCAAUCUCGGCGUCUCAAUCAAGGAUAUUUUGCACGAGCGAGCCUGGCUCAAGAGCGACAUCUUUAGCGUCGAGGUUCGAGUCAUGUGCGAAACGAGGGAUGUGGAACACGCUGUCGAACUGGAACGAGUCCUCAAAGAGCACUACAACAAUGUCCAUUUCGGCAAAAUGGCCGAUGCCCUUGGUGGCAGUGGACUGGCGGCCGAAGAGAUUAUGGACUCGCGUUCACCACUAAUCUGAAUGAAAUCAUCUUAUACACCCACCCUAAAACGUCAUAGAUAAAUGGAAAGAGAAACGGAACCUAGAAUUUGUCUUGUUGCCUUGUCAUAGUUUGGCUUAAUGGCUACUCGCUACUGUUUACGAUGGUUGAAUUAUUCAUAACGGCGUCGGAUUUCAAUACACAUCGUCGAUACAAAUAAA